This is a messenger RNA of Verticillium dahliae VdLs.17, 717 nucleotides long. RefSeq lists its product as uncharacterized. The record is from RefSeq and is a predicted model, not a curated record. NCBI's taxonomy places the organism in Eukaryota, Fungi, Ascomycota, Sordariomycetes, Glomerellales, Plectosphaerellaceae. Bases 1 to 717 code for a protein of 238 amino acids. The transcript has 2 exons.
AUGGUCGCCAAGUCGUUCCUCACCCUCGCCACCGCCGGCCUCGCCGCCGCCCACUACAGCGUCCUCUACCCCGACUGGCGUGCCGACACGCUCGAGGACACCGAGGAGACUGGGUACAGCCAGUGGACGUGGCCUUGCGGCGGUGUCGAGUACGGCAGCGGCAACAGGACCGACUGGCCCCUGGCCAACGGCUCGAUCGCCUUCCAGCUCGGCCACGCCUUCAACUACGCCUUCAUCAACGUCGGCCUCGAGGACCCCACGACCGGCAACAUCACCUCGUUCAACAUUUCCCUGACGCCCCAGCUCACCAACACGUCCGGCCACGGCACCCUCUGCCUCGACGGCCUCACGCUGCCCACGGACCUCAACAUUGAGGACGGCACCAACGCCUCGAUCCAGACCAUCAUGGUCGGCCCAUCGGGCCAGGCCCAGUACAACUGCGCCGACAUUCGCCUGACCUCCCAGGCCGCCGGCCCCGCCGAGGGCCAGUGCGUCACCGAGGACGCCGAGGCCGUCGUCAUCAAGGGCGAGGGCAGCGGCUCGUCUGACGACCACGACGACCACGAUGGCGGCGACGACGACAGCGCCAGCGAGACGUCCUCUGCUGCUGGCGCCGCCGCCACUACGGCCGCGCCCAGCUCUGCAGCCCUCAACUCGGCGUACAUGUCCACCGUCGUCGGUCUCGGGAUGGCUGUCGUCUUUGGCCUGACCCUGUAA